UCUGGGGCUACAAAAGCCUCCUGCCGACUCGGGUCCCUCCUCAGAGGCAGCCGCUGGGCUUCUCCCCUUCCUCCGCACCAUGGGGGUCGGCCACAGGGAGGUGGCUACUCUCUGGGCCCUGGCCCUGGCCCUGGCCUGCGCCCAGCACCCAGGCGGGGCCCUGCACAGACCCUCGGAGCCUGGCGAGGGGCAGCGCCCAGUCCCUACCAUCCCCUGGGCACCCAGCGGCGUCCCACUCCUCGGGGCGACCGUCCUCCCGCCUCUGAAGACGGCUGCCGUGGUUCGAGCCCUGAACCCGGCCCACAACGGGCGGGUCUGCAGCACCUGGGGCGACUUCCACUACAAGACCUUCGACGGCGACGUCUUCCGCUUCCCCGGCCGCUGCAACUACGUCUUCUCCGCGCACUGCGGGGCCGCCUACGAGGACUUCAACCUGCAGCUCCGCCGCGGCGGGGAGUCCAGCGCCACCACGCUGAGCAAGGUCACCAUGAAGCUCAACGGCGUGGUCCUCGAGCUGACCAAGGGCUCCGUCCUGGUCAAUGGCCGCCCGACCCAGCUGCCCUUCAGCCAGUCCGGCGUCCUCCUGGAGCAGAGCGCCAACUACCUGAAGGUGUCCGCCAGGCUGGGCCUGGUCUUCAUGUGGAACCAGGACGACAGCCUCCUGCUCGAGCUGGACCCCAAGUUCGCCAACCAGACCUGCGGGCUCUGCGGGGACUUCAACGGCGUCCCUGUCUUCAAUGAGCUCAUCUCCCACGGCGUCAGGCUGAGCCCCGUGGAGUUCGGGAGCCUGCAGAAGAUGGACGGCCCCACGGAGCAGUGUCAGGACCCCGUCCCCGACCCGGAGCCCACGACGGGCUGCUCCAUUGGCCUGGGCCUCUGCGAGGAGCUGCUGCUCGGCGAGCGGUUCCUGGGCUGCCGCCCCCUGGUGGACGCCAGCAGCUACGUGCAGGCCUGCCAGCAGGACCUCUGCCUCUGCCGCGAAGCCGCCGACCUCGCCAGCUGCGCCUGCCACACGCUCGCCGAGUACUCCCGCCAGUGCGCCCACGCCGGGGGGCUGCCCCUGGACUGGCGGGGCCCGGGCCUCUGCCCCCAGACGUGCCCCCUCAACAUGCAGUACCGAGAGUGCGGCUCGCCCUGCGCCGACACCUGCUCCAACCUGGAGCACUCCCAGGCCUGCGAGGACCACUGCGUGGCCGGCUGCUUCUGCCCCGAGGGGAUGGUGCUUGACGACAUCAGCCAGACGGGCUGCGUCCCCGUGUCCCAGUGUCCCUGUACGCACAACGGCGCCACCUACGCCCCGGGGGCCGUCUACUCCACAGACUGCAGCACCUGCACCUGCUCUGGAGGCCGGUGGAGCUGCCGGGAGGUUCCGUGCCCCGGCACCUGCUCGGUGCUGGGAGGCGCCCACUUCUCCACGUUCGACGAGAAGCCCUACACGGUGCACGGGGACUGCAGCUACGUGCUGGCCAAGCCCUGCAACGGCAGCGCCUUCACCGUGCUGGCCGAGCUGCGCAGGUGCGGGCUGACCGACAGCGAGACCUGCCUGAGGAGCCUGACCCUGAGCCUGGGCGCGGGGCGGACGGUCGUCACGGUCCAGGCCGGCGGGGAGGUGUUUGUGGACCAGGUCUACGCGCAGCUGCCCAUCUCGACAGCCAACAUCACGGUCUUCAGACCCUCGACCUUCUUCAUCAUCGCCCAGACCAACCUGGGCCUGCAGGUGGAGGUGCAGCUGGUGCCCACCAUGCAGGUCUUUCUGAGGCUGGCGCCUGAGCUCCGGGGGCUGACCUGCGGUCUCUGCGGGAACUUCAACCAGAACCAGGCCGACGACUUCCGGACCCUCAGUGGUGUGGUGGAGGGCACGGCCGCCGCCUUCGCCAACACCUGGAAGACGCAGGCCGCCUGCCCCAACGUCCGGAACAGCUUCGAGGACCCCUGCGCCCUCAGCGUGGAGAACGAGAAGUACGCGCAGCACUGGUGCUCUCGGCUGACCGACCCGCAAGGCCCCUUCGCCCGGUGCCACGCCGCCGUGAGCCCGGGCACCUACUACUCGAACUGCCUGUUCGACACCUGCAACUGCGAGAGGAGCGAGGACUGCCUGUGCGCCGCCCUGGCCUCCUACGUCCACGCCUGUGCCGCCCGGGGAGUGCUGCUCAGCGGCUGGAGGGCCGGCGUCUGCACGAAGCCCAUGGAAAACUGUCCCAAGUCGAUGACCUACCAGGAGCACAUCAGCACCUGCCAGCCCACCUGCCGGGCCCUGAGCAACGAGGACCCCACCUGUGGCAUAAGCUUCGUGCCCGUGGACGGCUGCACCUGCCCCCACGGCACCUUCCUGGACGACAAGGGCAAGUGUGUGCCAGCUGCCAGCUGUCCCUGCUACCUCGGCGCCUCGGUGAUCCCCAGCGGGGAGUCUGUGCACCAGCAAGGGGCUGUCUGCACCUGCACUAAGGGCACACUGACCUGCAUCGGGGGCCACACCCCUGACCCAGUCUGCUCCCCACCCAUGGUCUACGCCGACUGCCGCAACGCCUCGGCCGGCGCCACCGGGGCCGGCUGCCAGAAGAGCUGCCACACCCUGGACAUGGACUGUUACAGCCCCCAGUGCGUGCCCGGCUGCGUGUGUCCCGACGGGCUGGUGGCCGACGGCGAGGGUGGCUGCAUCGCUGCGGCCGACUGCCCCUGCGUGCACAACGAGGCCAGCUACCGGGCCGGCCAGACCAUCCGGGUGGGCUGCAACACCUGCACCUGUCAGGACCGGAUGUGGCAGUGCACGGACGAGCCCUGCCUGGCCACCUGCGCCGUGUACGGGGACGGCCACUACCUCACCUUCGACGGGCAGCGCUACAGCUUCAGCGGGAACUGCGAGUACACGCUGGUGCAGGACCACUGUGGCGGGAACGACAGCUCCCAGGACGCCUUCCGCGUUGUCACCGAGAACGUCCCCUGCGGCACCACGGGGACCACCUGCUCCAAGGCCAUCAAGAUCUUCCUGGGGAGCUACGAGCUGAAGCUGAGCGAGGGGAAAGUGGAGGUGAUCCAGAAGGCCUCGGGCCAGGAGGCGCCCUACGCCAUCCGCCAGGUGGGCAUCUACCUGGUGGUGGACACCGAGGCCGGCCUGGUGCUGCUGUGGGACAAGAAGACCAGCAUCUUCCUCAGACUCAGCCCCGAGUUCAAGGGGAGGGUCUGCGGGCUGUGCGGGAACUUCGACGACAACGCCCUCAACGACUUCACCACGCGGAGCCAGUCCGUGGCGGGCGACGCCCUGGAGUUCGGCAACAGCUGGAAGUUCUCCCCGUCCUGCCCGGACGCCCCGGCGCCCAGGGACCCCUGCACCGCCAACCCCUACCGCAAGUCCUGGGCGCAGAAGCAGUGCAGCGUCCUCAACGGCGCCGUCUUCCAGGCCUGCCACGCCCACGUCGACCCCACCAAGUACUACGAGGCCUGCGUGAGCGACGCGUGCGCCUGCGACUCGGGCGGCGACUGCGAGUGCUUCUGCACGGCCGUGGCCGCCUACGCCCAGGCCUGCCGCGAGGUGGGCGUGUGCGUGUCCUGGCGCACCCCGGACGUCUGCCCCCUGUUCUGCGACUACUACAACCCCGAGGGCCAGUGCGAGUGGCACUACCAGCCCUGCGGGGCGCCCUGCCUGCGCACCUGCCGGAACCCCAGUGGACGCUGCCUGCACGACACCCAGGGCCUGGAAGGCUGCUAUCCCAGGUGCCCCGCGGAGGCCCCCAUCUUCGAUGAGGACAACAUGCAGUGUGUGGCCGCGUGCCCGUCCCCACCCCCGCCGCCGCCCUGCCAGGUCCAGGGCAAGUCGUACCGGCCGGGCGCGGCGGUGCCCUCGGACAAGAACUGCUACUCCUGCGUCUGCACCGAGAGCGGCGUGCGGUGCACCUACGACGCCGAGGCCUGUGUCUGCACCUAUGGCGGGCGCCACUUCCGUCCGGGGGACGUCAUCUACCACACGACGGACGGCACGGGGGGCUGCAUCUCCGCCCGCUGCGGGGCCAACGACACCAUCGAGAGGAGAGUCCACCCCUGCGGCCCCAGCACCCCCGCCCCCACCACCACCUUCUCCUUCUCCACGCCGCCCACUGCCACGAGCUCCCCAGGCCAGCCUGGCACGCGCCCCGGCCCCGCCACGAGCCCGGUGCCCACAGGCACUCCGAGCAGAGCCCCGCCCACGGCCCCAGGCACGUCCCCCAGGCCGCAGCCCUCGGCGGCCUCUGUCAGCCCCCACCCCAGCUGCGGGGAGGACUGCCAGUGGUCACCAUGGCUGGACGUCAGCCGACCCGGACGGGGCAUCGACAGCGGGGACUUCGACACGCUGGACAACCUGCGGGCCCACGGGUACCCCGUCUGCCGAGCGCCGAAGGCGGUGGAGUGCCGCGCGGAGGACGCCCCCGAGGCGUCGCUCCGGGCCCCGGGGCCCCGCGUGGAGUGCACGCCGACGGUGGGGCUGACCUGCUACAACAGGGACCAGGUUUCAGGGCUCUGCAGCAACUACCAGAUCAGGGUCUUGUGCUGCACCCCCCGGGCCUGCCCCACCUCCAGCGACCCGGCCCCCAGCACCCCCACACCUGCGAGAAUGACCCCCUCCACCCCCAGCACAGUGCCCGCUUCCGCAGCCGCUAGGACGCCACCCUCGGGCUCCAGCGUCCCGCCGGAGCCCAGCCAGAUCGCCUGCAUGCAGGAGUUCUGCAGCUGGACUGGCUGGAUCGAUGGCAGCUACCCCGAGGCCAGUAUUGAGGGUGGAGAUUUCGACACCUUUCAGAACCUGAGAUCCAAGGGCUAUAAGUUCUGUGAGAGGCCCCGCCGGGUGGAGUGCCGGGCAGUGAGCUUCCCGCGCACACCGCUGGCAGACCUGGGGCAGGUCGUGCUCUGCAACAGCAGCGUGGGCCUGGUGUGCCGGAACCGCGACCAGCUGCCCCCCAUCUGCUACAACUACGAGAUCCGCAUCCAGUGCUGCCAGUGGGUGGACGUGUGCAGAGAAACGACCACCCCGCUGACCUCAGAGGCCACGCGCUCGACUCCACACGAAGCCAGAACCCGGUCAGAGGCCCCUCCGACCACGGGAACUCGGGGGGCCUCCACACAGCACAGGAGUGCCAGCUCAGCAGCCACAGUCACCGCCAGCACACACGUCACAGCACCCGGGGCCACCUCCUGCCAGCCACGGUGCAGGUGGACCAAGUGGUUCGACGUGGACUACCCGUCCCCAGGGCCCCACGGAGGGGACCUGGAAACCUACAGCAACAUCGUCAGCAGUGGGGAGAGGAUCUGCCGCAGGCCAGAGGACGUCACUCAGCUGCAGUGCCGCGCCGAGAACCACCCCGAGGUCAGCAUCGAGAGUGUGGGCCAGGUGGUGCGGUGCAGCCCCGACGUGGGCCUGGUGUGCCGCAACCGGGACCAGGAGGGCCCCUUCCAGAUGUGCCUCAACUACGAGAUCCGCGUGCUGUGCUGUGAGCCCCGAGAAGGCUGCCCCACCUACCAACCAGUCACGGUGCCGAGCACCCCAAGUGUGAGCGUGUCUAGUACAACUGAGACCACUUCCCACGUGGUCACAACCAGGACAACCCCUGUGCCAGAAACCAGCACAACCCCUGUGCCAGGACCCAGGACAACCCCUGUGCCAGAACCCAGGACAACCCCUGUGCCAGAAACCACCACAACCCCUGUGCCAGAAACCAGCACAACCCCUGUGCCCGAACCCAGGACAACCCCUGUGCCCGAACCCAGGACAACCCCUGUGCCCCAAACCACCACAACCUCUGUACCAGGACCCAGGACAACACCUGUGCCAGAAACCACCACAACCCCUGUGCCAGAACCUAAGACAAGACCUGUGCCAGAAACCACCACAACCCCUGUGCCACAACCCAGGACAACCCCUGUGCCAGAACCCAGGACAACCCCUGUGCCAGAAACCACCACAACCCCUGUGCCAGAACCUAAGACAAGACCUGUGCCAGAAACCACCACAACCCCUGUGCCAGGACCCAGGACAACCUCGGCUCCUGCACCCGCUACCACCCACUCCACACCUGGGACCACCUCCUGCCAGCCACGGUGCAGGUGGACCAAGUGGUUCGACGUGGACUACCCGUCCCCAGGGCCCCACGGAGGGGACCUGGAAACCUACAGCAACAUCGUCAGGAGUGGGGAGAGGGUCUGCCGCAGGCCAGAGGACGUCACUCAGCUGGAGUGCCGCGCCGAGAACCACCCCGAGGUCAGCAUCCAGAGUGUGGGCCAGGUGGUGCGGUGCAGCCCCGACGUGGGCCUGGUGUGCCGCAACCGGGACCAGGGGGGCCCCUUCCAGAUGUGCCUCAACUACGAGAUCCGCGUGCUGUGCUGUGAGCCCCGAGAAGGCUGCCCUGUGACCUCUGUGACCCCCUAUACGACUUCACCUGUGACGUCCCUGCGCACCUCGGAGCGGACCCCCAGGGUCCCUGCAGUGACCACCCUCAGUUCGCCGGCUCCACCCCCCACUACGUGCUACUGCAGCGUGUCCGACAAGCUCUACCCUGCCGGGUCCAUUAUAUACCAGGAGGCCGACCUCGCUGGCCACUGCUACUACGCUGUGUGCAGCCUGGACUGCCACCUGGUGCGGCAGACUGACCACGCCUGCCCCACCAGCGCAGCGCCGCUCACGCCCACGCCGCAGCCGGCGACCUCGACGCCUGGCUCCUCCCCUUCGGCCCCCGUGCCUGUCACCACACACGGAUGUCCCAGUGCAGUCCCCCCAAGAACGAGAGGGGAGACCUGGGCCAUGCCCAACUGCUCUCAGGCCACCUGCGAGGGCAACAACGUCAUCACCGUGCAGCCGCGCCCGUGCCCUCAGGUGCAGGAGCCCACCUGCGCCAACGGCUACCCUGCCCUGAAGGUGGCGGAUGAGGACGGCUGCUGCCAGCACUACCAGUGCCAGUGCGUGUGCAGCGGCUGGGGCGACCCGCACUACAUCACCUUUGACGGCACCUACUACACCUUCCUGGACAACUGCACCUACGUGCUGGUGCAGCAGAUCGUGCCCGUGUACGGCCACUUCCGCGUGCUCAUCGACAACUACUUCUGCGACUCCGAGGACGGGCUGUCCUGCCCGCAGUCCAUCAUCGUCGAGUACCGGCAGGACCGCGUCGUGCUGACCCGCAGGCCCGUCCGCGGGGUGAUGACCAAUGAGAUCAUCUUCAACGGCAAGGUGGUCCCGCCGGGCUUCGGGAGGGGCGGCAUCGCGGUGUCCCAGAUCGGCAUCAAGAUGUACGUGAGCAUCCGGGAGAUCGGCGUCCAGGUCAUGUUCAGCGGCCUGAUCUUCUCCGUGGAGGUGCCCUUCAGCAAGUUCGCCAACAACACCGAGGGGCAGUGCGGCACCUGCACGGACAACCCAAAGGACGAGUGCCGUCUCCCCGGGGGGGCGGUGGUGGCCUCCUGCUCCGACAUGUCCUGGCACUGGAAGGUGACCAACCCCGACCAGCCGUCCUGCCUCGGGCCGCCCCCGACGCCCCCCGCAGGCGGGCCCACGACCCCGCCCGCCCCCUGUCCGCCCUCGCCCGUGUGCCAGCUGAUUCUGAGCGACGUCUUCGAGCCGUGCCACGCCGCCAUCCCCCCGAGGCCGUACUACGAAGGCUGUGAGUUCGACCAGUGCCACAUGACCGAGCGGGACGUGGCGUGCUCCGGCCUGGAGCUGUACGCCUCGCUGUGCGCGGCCCAGGGCGUGUGCAUCGACUGGAGGGGCCGGACCAACCACACCUGCCCCUUCACCUGCCCUGCCGACAAGGAGUACCGGCCCUGCGGCCCCUCCAACCCCUCCUACUGCUACGGGGGCGGCGGCAGCGCCAGCCUCGUGGCCCUCCAGGACAUCAGCCCCAUCACGGAAGGCUGCUUCUGCCCGGAGGACAUGAUGCUUUUCAGCGCAAGCACGGAAGUCUGCGUGCCUGCAGGCUGCCCCAGGUGCCUGGGGCCCAGAGGGGAGCCUGUGGAGGUGGGCCGCACGGUCACCUUCGACUGCCAGGAGUGCACCUGCGAGAGUGGCACCUGGAUCCUGAGCUGCCGGCGCCAGCCCUGCCCCCUGCCCCCCGCCUGCCCGGAGCCCGGCUUUGUGCCUGUGCCCGCGGCCCCCCAGGCCGGCCAGUGCUGCCCCCAGUACACCUGCGCGUGCAACGCCAGCCACUGCCCCCCGCUCGCGGGCUGCCCCGAGGGCGCCCUCCAGACCGUGCACCGUGAGGACGGGGCCUGCUGCCCGAGCCAGAAAUGCGGCUGGACCGUCUGCAGCGUGAACGGCACCUUGUACCAGCCCGGCGCCGUGGUCUCCUCAAGCCUCUGCCAGACCUGCCGCUGCGAGGUGCCCAGCGGGCCCCCGGCGGACGCCUUCACGAUCAGCUGUGAGACGGAGACCUGCAGCACCCACUGCCCCAUGGGCUUCGAGUACCGGGCGCAGAGCGGGCGCUGCUGCGGGUCCUGCGUGCAGGUGGCCUGCGUCAUGAACGCCAGCGACGGCUCUGCCCACCUCUUCCACGCCGGUGAGUCCUGGUCGGACUCCGGGAACCGCUGUGUGACCCACCAGUGUGACAAGCACCAGGACGGGCUCGUGGUGGUGACCACGAAGAAGACAUGCCCCUCGCUCACCUGCCCGGCGGACCAGGCUCGGCUGAGUGAGGAUGGCUGCUGCCGCUUCUGUCCUGAACCCCAAAUCCAGAACAGGUCGACCUGUGCUGUCUACCACAAGUCGGAGGUCAUCCGCGUGCAGGGCUGCAGCUCCGAGGGGCCUGUGCUCCUGGCCUACUGCAAGGGCAACUGCGGGGACACCACCUCCGUGUUCUCCCUGGCGGCCGGCGUGAUGGAACGCAGCUGCGGCUGCUGCCGGGAGCUGCGGGCCUCGACCCGGAACGUGACCCUGCGCUGCGAGGACGGCUCCCGCUGGGCCUUCAGCUACACCCAGGUGGAGGAGUGCGGCUGCGCCGGCCUGCAGUGCGACCCCCGCGGCGGCGGGGACUUCGGCCAGGGCCGCACCGAGGGGCCCCCGCGGAGCCAGGACACCGCUCGCCGGCGCUGGGGCCGCAGGGCCCGGGCCUCGCCCACAGCCUGAUGGGCCGCCCCUCCCGACAGACCCCCCUUCGUCCCUGUUCACCGAGGUCCAGCCUCCCAGGCAGCAGCCUGAGCCGCGGGCUGGGGGUCCGAGCCCCGAUGCACCGUCCAGCCCCCUUCCCUGUCCGGCGCCCGGGUGGGUGGGCAGGGGCUCCUUUGGCCGCGGGUCCAGCCACGCCCCCCCAGACGUCAGUGUCGCGUGGGGCCCCGUCCGUGCCGGUCACCUGGACCCGCCAUCGGCUGCUGGCCAGCUGCCGGGAGGCAGAGCCCCACCUCGGCUCCGCCUGGGCCUCGGGAGCGGCCAGCGUUCCGGAAAUACACGUGCAGCAUUUUGCAA
Messenger RNA from Phyllostomus hastatus (greater spear-nosed bat), 9412 nucleotides. RefSeq names its product mucin 5AC, oligomeric mucus/gel-forming (gene MUC5AC). The record is from RefSeq and is a predicted model, not a curated record. Gene Ontology annotation, cellular component: extracellular matrix. Gene Ontology annotation, molecular function: protein binding. Lineage: Eukaryota; Metazoa; Chordata; Mammalia; Chiroptera; Phyllostomidae.